Poecilia reticulata (guppy) is the source of this 5067-nucleotide messenger RNA. RefSeq names its product KH domain containing, RNA binding, signal transduction associated 1b (gene khdrbs1b). Gene Ontology annotation, molecular function: mRNA binding; poly(A) binding. Lineage: Eukaryota; Metazoa; Chordata; Actinopteri; Cyprinodontiformes; Poeciliidae. Gene Ontology annotation, cellular component: nucleus. Gene Ontology annotation, biological process: regulation of alternative mRNA splicing, via spliceosome. The record is from RefSeq and is a predicted model, not a curated record.
CCUUCACUGCUUUUGUUCUCCCAUUUCCAACGAGUCCGCGCUUCCGAGAAGAGGUUGGUCAGCCUGCGAAGGGAACCAAUACGAGGCAAAGCGCGGAGCCGUCCGACUGUAAACCACAUGCGAAGCCCCGUCCACUCUUGGGAUACUCGGCACGCCAUAGCAACAUAAACGGACUACUUUUUUGUCUUCUUGUUGGAGUUUUCCCACGCUUUUUCAUCUUCCACCAUCCAUACCGACUGCCUCUGCGAACUCAACAAGAUGGAGAACGACGAUAAAUAUCUCCCCGAACUGCUGGCGGAGAAGGACAGCUUGGACUCGUCAUUUACGCACGCUAUGAAACUUUUAAGCGCAGAAAUCGAUAGAGUGCAGAAAGGAGAGCCGAAGAAGGAGACGGAGACCUACCUGGACCUUUUCACAACAAAGAACAUCAAACUCAAGGAGCGAGUGCUCAUACCUGUCAAACAGUACCCAAAGUUCAAUUUCGUGGGGAAGAUCCUGGGACCCCAGGGCAACACGAUCAAGCGUCUGCAGGAGGAGACUGGCGCCAAGAUCUCCGUGCUGGGCAAGGGGUCCAUGAGAGACAAAGCCAAGGAGGAGGAACUGAGGAAAGGCGGCGAGCCCAAGUAUGCCCACCUGUCCAUGGAGCUGCACGUCUUCAUCGAGGUGUUCGCCCCCGUGCCGGACGCUUACCUGCGCAUGGCGCACGCCAUGGAGGAGGUCAAGAAGUUCCUGUUUCCUGAUAUGAUGGAUGAUAUCUGCCAGGGCCAGUUCAUGGAGAUGAGCUACCUGAAUGGAGGCCAGGAGCACGGAGGCAGAGGCCGAGGGGGCAUGCCUGUCAGGGGCCGUGGUGUCCCCCCUGCUGGAGCACACAGGGGGAGGGGGAUGCCUCCUCACGGUGCUGCGGCCAGAGGAGGUGUGACUCGAGGAGGCCCAGCCAGGGGUGGAGCGGUGAGGGGCGCCCCUGCAGGCAGAGGAGGACCUCCCGCUGCCCCCGCCAGAGGGGCCGUGGCACCACGCGCCAGACCCCCGACUGGCGGCCCGCCUCAGAGGAUGGCGCCGCCCCCUGCUCACCAGCACACAGCCGGCGCCGGCGCAGAGAACUACGACGAAUACGGUUACGACGAGAGCUACACAGACACAGCCUACGAGUCUUACGACAGCUAUUACAGCCAGCCGCAGGCAGAACCAGAAUAUUACGACUACGGACAUGGAGAGACGACCGAGUCGUACGAGUCAUACGAACAUGAGGAGAUGUGGCAAAGCCCCUGGGCCCAGGACGACUGGAACGGCACCCAGCGGACGGCUCCAGGGAAAGCGCCUCCCCCCUCUAGAGGCGGCAGCACGGCUUACCGGGAGCACCCCUACCGACAGUACUGAAGUGAAACGGACCCUCUCCACCCUUAGUGUUGCCCCGAUAAAUCGCCCGUUACCACGGCAGCUCUCGCUUUAACAAGCCUGACAAAAGUAAUUGUCCGUUUUGUCUUUGGGUUGGUCUUUUUAUUUUUGUUUUUUGUUUUUGGUUUCCCCCUUUCACUGGACUUCUACCCGACAGAGCCAAUUGGGAACUGGAAAUUGGAACUGUUUUUUCCAGAUUUGACCACAAACCCAUCCCCUACUCUCCACCCUCYKUUUGUCAUACUUCCUGUCCAGCCAACCAAAGUGGCYUUUCGAUUGGUCAGAGAGGAUUCGUGGGCACCUUGUCAAGCUUCCAUUUUGAUUWUUUUYUUUUUUUUUUUUUUUUUUUUUUUUYUUUCCUGCUGUAUWUUUUUUUWUCCCCCCUCUUUGGCUUUUUUGCAUUGUUUCUGUUUCUCAAUGUUUGGGAAUAGUUAGUUCUCGUAGAAUUAGUGGCUCAAGAACUAAUUGUCUAAAGAAUCAGUUUUAAUUGUUUUAAAUAUAAAGCACCUGUUAAGGGUCAGUUGCAGAUUCCCACUUAGGCUACAUUUCAAAAUUCUGUUAAUAUAGCCUAUUAUUAAAUGACCUUUUAACCCUUUCUUUCUUUUAAAUCCUGUAAUAUCUAAACCAAAACAACAACAAAAAUCCUAAAUUAAGUUUAAGGCUAAAGCAAAGUUAAUGGAAUCGGUGCAAUUCAUUCUCUAUAAUGGUUUGUUUUUAAAUAGUUCUAAAACAAUUGUCCAAUUAGCCUUAGGCAGCAAUAUUUGUUAUUGUGCGUAGAGUUUUGAAAUAUAGCCCUAAUAGACACUGUUGAGAUGGACUGUCCUCAUAUCCUCAUUUUUUUUAAAUCUAAAAAAGAAAAAUAAAAUAAUUGUUUUUAAUGAGAAUCUGGCUGGUAAAUGGUAAUUUAAACACAGUUCAGGUCUUCAUUGUGAUUUGAUUCUAUACAAACUGCAUGCACAAAGUCCAAAAGGAAAAGAAAAAGAAGGAUUGGGACAAAAAUCUCCACAUGGGUCUUCUCUUCCUGUAGAGAAGGGAUCCUGCAGCUCAAUCCGAACUCUUGUACAUAUUUUAAAAAUAUCCUAAUUGUACUUACUCUGCCACUAGUAUCUGUACCCUCUCCAUUAAAAAUGCAUUAUGCUCCAUGUGUAAGCUUGGCUAAAUAGGUUACUAAAUCUGUCCAAAAGAUGUUUUUUGCAGCAGUUUGUCAAUAAAGCUUAGUUUUUUGUUUUUUAUGAAACCUUAACUGGCUUUAUUUGUCUCCUGUCCUGUUAAAAAAACAACAUCAUGGUUUUAAACGAGCAGUCAGAUGUAGCUGGUUUUCCCCUUUUGUUUCCUUCUUCAAAAGCGCUUUUUAAAUCUAAAUGAAUGUAUUGACGUCUGGAGGCUUUAACCGUACUAAAUGAUGUCUUGACUGAUUAUCAAAAGAGCACAACUUAUUCUCUCUCUCUCUUUCUAUACUUUUUAAAAAGGAGCCAGAGGUAAGACCUCUAAAAUAACCUGGAUAGCUUCCUAAUGUGUAUAGAGUUCUAAAGCAUUGAAUGCCUGGGUAUGUAUAAGACUUUUUCAAUCCUUAUACCUGUGGUCGUAAUCGUCAAUGAGAAUUUGCUUUCAUAGCCGCUUGAAAAUUAACUGAAUUCAAACCACCAUUCAGGUCUAGGCCUCGUUGUCAUGAACGAUGCUGGCGCGAUGGCUACUUUAGUAGAGAGUAAUGGCAGUGCAAUGGAGAGGAUGCUUAUAACCUAGACAACUCCACUGUAAAGGGACGACUAUUGGUCACUGAGCGUCCAGAGAGACGGUCUGCUGGAGACCGAGCCUUCAGAGAAAGUGGAGCAGGUCGCUGUGAAGAAGGUGGUCGGAUGAAACUCUGGGGCAUCCCGACGGGGAGGAAAGAGCGCAAAGAUGGCCGCCGAGUCGGGGCCAAAGGCAGAAGCUGUCCCUCAGAAACAACAAGAACCUUCUGUGAACUUUUGAGUCGUACUGGUGAAUUUGUGUAAUUAUUUUCUUAUCUUCGAAGACUUUCGAAUGCUUCUGUUCACGUUUCCUCUCCUCUGGUGCCUAAUGUAGCAGAAAAUGAGCACUCCUUUAUAUAGAAUGCCGUGAAAUUGUUUUUAAUUGUCAUUAACCCCCCUGUAUUCGACCUGAAACGCUUCCUUUUUUUCUUUGACUGAGGCACAUAGUCAUACUCACUCCAAAUAAUUUUUUUUUUUUUAUUAGGGAAUCAUUUUUUAAAUUUUAUGCCUCAUCGUUGCAGGAAAUGAUACUCAGCAGUUUGAGACGGGAAGCGUGUGAAUCCGGAGAUGUCAGACGCCAACGCAGAAGCACGUUUUGCAUCCAGACGCCGUCCUGUUCUCAGCGCUUUCACAUCUAGAUAGUUAGAAUUCAGUGAGACGACUGAGCAGCCGAGCCGGAGGGGAAGGGGAGGAUGGGGGGCGGGAAACAAAGACGGUCAUCACCAGCAUCCUCCUCUCAUCCGUCCAUCUGUCCAUCAUGUUUCUGUUGAUUCGAUCUGCCGUUUUCAGCCAUUAUCACUGAUGACAUUACAGCAGCCCGUGGUGCCGAGUUACACUCAGAGGUCAAAACUCUACUUUCCCGUAUUAAAAACAAAUUUCCUGGCGCUGAUCUGCUGGUCAGAGGCAGCAUUAGUUCCUUUCGGCUUAUUGGAAAAAGCCUCUGUUGAACGUUAGGCAUCAGGACUGGGAGAGAAGGGAGAAAAAAAAAAAACAUCACUGGAGAUGAAACGUCAACGGAGCCAUAUCCAAAACACACCAUUUUUCAGUCUUUAUGCGCUAUUACGUCUUGAGUAAUGAUCCCCACGUCUCCUAUAAUCUAAUGCCAGAUAAGUGAUGGUGUGGAAGCAGUCUCGUUUGGGAAUCGACAAACUGUCAGGAAGCAUAAGGGCGGAGAGGAAAGUAAACGUUACCGGGGUGCCGAUCGAUGAAAGGUAGACUUUUGAAUAUGAGCCGGGCCGCGGAUCCGUCGCUUUUCCUCUCUGCCCACGUCCGACGGGUCGGCGGUGCCUCGCCGAGGGUGGGAUGUGUUAAAAUGCAGAGCGGACAGCUGGAUCGCUUCCCCCUGGCCUUGACGGAUUCACACCAUCAGAAGAACAUCGCAUGCUGAUGCCUUUUAAAAAAAUGAAAAAAGAAGGAAGAAAGGUGACAGUGAAACACUCUUCCAGACGCAGCAGGACGGGCGGUAAUCUGGGGGCAGGAGGGGGGCUUAAUGUAUGCCCGCCUCAUGCCUGGUGUCCUUGAUGGUCCAGGGGAACUGCAGGAAAACCUCUGAAGAUUUAUAUGGCUGGAUUCUAUUAAUAAAUACUGUGUGUGUGCACUGUUUACACCAGGUAUGGGGAAAAUAAAUGCUAGUCUCAAAGAUACAAGGUGGAGGUCAGCGGCUUUAUUAAUUGUGAAUCCUAAUAAACAAAAUGAAGGUUAUUUUAUUUUCAUGUCAUAAUGUGCUGCCAGGAUCCAAACCUGCAUUUUGUGAUUGCAUUCUCUCUUUUUUUUUCUUGCAUUCCAGCUGCAAACGUCUGUAUUUUCUGUAAUUAACACAAAGUGUAUAAUUAUGAAGAGGAAUGAAAAUUGUACACUUUUACAAAUAAAACUCUCAAAAGUGCUUUGUGUUUGGUGAUCCCCGUUUACUCUGAUGUACCUAAAUAAAGGUGCUCUGAACUAA